AUGACAGUUGCGCAAAUACGUCAAACCCCAUUUUUAAUCACCAGUAUUACACAUAUUCUCUGUGAAGUCAAACCAAUCAAAAGUCAGUUGUAUAUCCAAGAAUCGUCAAGUUCGCCACCAGUUACAGUCCAGCAAACAACCAGGAUGGACGCACUUCGAUGGGCUUCACUCCCGGAAGACCUCCGAGUUAUGCCGUUCAAUUUGCGCUUCAUGGGAUUCGUCGGGCUGUGGGGCCCGCGGCGAAAAGUUUACAAAUUUGUCGUUCCAUUAAUCUACUCAACGAUGGUGAUAAUGUUUCCGAAGGUGGUGCUCGGUAUCGGGAGUUCCGAUAUUACGGUGAUUUGCAAGGGGGUGGCCGAGUUUGUAUUUGAACUGCCCAACUUUGUAACGCUGACCAUUUUGGCUCUGAAGAGGCAAAGAUUCGAAAUGAAAAUUGACAUAAACCUUAUCAAUGUGAUGUUGAUUUUUUCGAUAACUCUGCUGCAAGUAUUUGGCUAUUCCUACCUGGGAUCUGAGCUGGCCGAGGAAGCGGAAGCCGUAGGCAAGGCCAUUUACGAUCUGCCGUGGUACGAGCACUCGGUUGAGUUGCAACGUUUCUACCGGCUGAUCAUUCAACACCAGCUGCCAUCCAGAAUGGACACAGUCCGGUGGGCUUCACUUCCGGAGGAGCUCCGAGCUAUGCCGUUCAACUUGCGCUUCAUGGGAUUCAUCGGACUGCGGGUUCCUCGGCGGAAAAUUUACAAGUUUUUGGUUCCACUAAUCUUCGCCACGAUGGUGAUCAUGUUCCCGAAGAAAGUGGACCUGAACUUGAUCAAUGUGAUGAUCAUUUUUUGGUUAUCUUUGGUACAAGUGUUUGGUUAUUCCUAUCUGGGAUCGCAGCUGACUGAGGAAGCCGAAGCCGUUGGCAAGGCCAUCUACGAUCUACCCUGGCACGAGCACUCCGUUGAGAUGCAACGAUUCUACCGACUGAUCAUUCAACGGACGCAGCGGCCUACUGGGAUUACGGGAGCAACGUUUUUCAUCGUUCAACGGACUACAUUUGCAUCUUCACAAACUUAUCAGCCUCACGAAAUGGCCGUCAUCGCUGAAGAACUUCAAGUUAUGACGUUCAACCUUCGAAUAUUGGAGUGGAUUGGCUUGUGGGGCAAUCGGGGUAAAUUAUACCGAUUUUUGUUUGCAUUUACCUACGUCGUAAUGGUGAUCAUGUUCCCAAAGGCUGUUUUGGGAGUUGGAAGCAAUGAUGCGACGCUUAUUUGCAAGGGAAUCGCUGAGUUUAUCUUUGAGUUGUCCAACUUGAAAUUUGACCUAAAUUUGCUCAACGUGAUGAUCAUAUUCUUGCUGACAUUGGUUCAAGCCUUUGGAUAUUCGUACCUGGGCACGGAGUUGGCCGAAGAGGCUGAAGCAGUUGGCAAGGCCAUCUACGAUCUGCCGUGGUACGAACACUCGGUUGAGUUGCAACGUUACUACCGGCUGAUGAUGCAGCGCACGCAGCGGCCUACUGGGAUAACGGGAGCGAAAUUUUUCAUCGUUCAGCGAACUACUUUUGCUAGUGUGGUACAAAUGUCCUACUCGUACUAUUUGGUUCUACGAGAUGUGCUUAACAAAUUGUAA
This is a messenger RNA of Culex pipiens pallens (northern house mosquito), 1611 nucleotides long. RefSeq lists its product as uncharacterized. Gene Ontology annotation, biological process: detection of chemical stimulus involved in sensory perception of smell; sensory perception of smell. Gene Ontology annotation, molecular function: odorant binding; olfactory receptor activity. The transcript is spliced from 7 exons. Gene Ontology annotation, cellular component: plasma membrane. Bases 1 to 1611 code for a protein of 536 amino acids. Lineage: Eukaryota; Metazoa; Arthropoda; Insecta; Diptera; Culicidae. The record is from RefSeq and is a predicted model, not a curated record.